This is a messenger RNA of Chaetomium strumarium, 4502 nucleotides long. RefSeq lists its product as uncharacterized. Bases 310 to 4167 code for a protein of 1285 amino acids. The transcript is spliced from 3 exons. Lineage: Eukaryota; Fungi; Ascomycota; Sordariomycetes; Sordariales; Chaetomiaceae. The record is from RefSeq and is a predicted model, not a curated record.
UAGUCACGUGCUGAUACCCGGCACUCAGAGUGGGGCAGUGCUUGGCACACGGCACAGCUGUUUGAUUGGCUGAUAGUGGAGAUGUAAACAUUGACUUUCAGGACCCCUGUCGCAAAGUCGCGAGACCCUCUUUCCGCAACUGGACCGACACGACUUGGUGUUGCAACGCGUCGCAUAAUUGUUGGCAUAGGUUGGAAGGAAACGGCGCACUUUUAAUAACGUUCCCUUGACAUGGAUUAGUCGGGAUACUUGUUCUCUUGUUUACAUCACGACCAAUACCCCUUUUGCAAUUAUCCUUUGGCUUUCACCAUGAUAGAAUCUAUCGGUGGCUUCGAGCCCACGCGCGACAACUCGAGUUCCGACCAGGACCCUAUCACCGCAGGAUGCUUUCUUCCGCCUCCAAUUCCCUAUCCUAGGCCGUGGCAGCGCGUUGCUGUCGCGCCCGUACCAGGCUUGCGCCGACAAAACAGGAUCUGGAAGAGAGUCGGCGGCCUUGUGGCUGCACCCGAGACUGAAAGAUAUUGUCUUGCAAUGGCAGAGCUUGAAUCACAAGGCCAGGAACCCAGGAAGCGCGCGCGACAAGUACGCCACAUUCCUGCGUGGGGCACCGCGAAGUGGGAUCCGAGGGCCGAGGAAGGGCAUGAUGGCAAGCGAGAUCUUCGCGAGGCGCGGGACGUGGUAUCCGCCCACAGAGCGGAGGCUGCACGUGCUGACGCAAACGACUAUACGAAGACCAAACGCGCGACGUUCCCCGAAGAGCGGUUGAAGUGGGUGCCGAGAAAGCGUCACAACUCGCGUUGGCCGAUUGAACCGAAGGAGGAAAAGCCGACUUCUAUGGUGGCCGAUUUGCAGCCCUUGAUCGAGUUUGAGGUCCCCGCGUGCGCCGAACCGGUCGAGGCUACGGUACAGAUCGAUGAGAAACGGAUGGGAACACGGUCGACGCGGCGUCUCAGCAGGCGGAUUUCGCAGCUUCCGAUGAUCAAUUUGUCGCCAGCAAAGAGCUCGGGACCGGUGCUGUCGCCCGUCAAGAGACAGCCGGUGACGCCGUCGCCAACGAAGGUCGUGGAUUCUCCACUUCGCUCAUUCCGGGUAAAUGCCACCCCUACAAAGGUGGUACUGGAAUCGCCAACAAUUAGCCCUCCGGAAAGAUCUCCGUCAAAGCUUUCAAACCCCUCAACGAUGCCAACCGAUGAUGUUGUCAAUCCGGCCACCGAGGCCGCAGGGGCCCAGGCUUCGACGCCCCAUGGGGUGAGCUCCGCUCCACUCAUGUUUGAUCAACCGACUCCGGAGCGUCAAAUGGAAGCCGAGCACGAAACUCGUAGGCGGGCCUUGCUUUACUCCGCGCGUAGGAACGACCGUGGCUUGGGCGGAGCAGCGCGGCUGUUGGCCUUGAAGUCCAAGCGGAAUAGCCCAAAUCGUCGGCAUAGCUUUGCGUCGAUAAUCAGCCCACCAGUCGACGUACGCGGCACAAAAGGCCAGAGGCGAAAUACUAUGGACGGUCUUUGUGUCGGUCCUGAUGAGAUUCGGGAGAUUGGUGCAGGUGGCGAGGAGGACACCGGUGCGGCCGCGGGCCAUUAUAAAGCUGAUGAAGUUGUUGAGAUUGACGUGAAGACCAACCUUGACAUCUUCGGUCAGCCGAUCAAGGCAGUGGACUCGGCACCCGGACAGCACAGUGUUGGCGAGGAGGAGAUGGAACUCUCAGAACCGAUACUCGAACCCGCCUCUCCAGCAACGUCUGCCUCUACGGUUGCUUCUCCUGUCAAACCUUCUCUCGAAGCUCCAAUCGUCAUCUCGAACUCUUCAGAGGAGGCUUCCAGUGUCGCAGAGGAAGCUGAUGCUGAGGCGGCAGUGGAGAACGGCGGAAGUCCAAGCCAGCCGGCCACGAGACCAAAUGCCACCGAGACUGAAAGCAUGAAAGAGACGCCCGUCACACACGUCGACGAGGACCAGUCGAUAUCUUCAGAGGGACAGCUUUCCGAAAUCUCAUUUGCCUCUCACGAUUCUGAAGGCCUCUCGACCAUCUACGAGGAAUCGUCUCUUUCCGAGCCUCAGUCUUCAGGGGAGGUCGACACCCUUGGCCUUGCGAAGGGCGAGACAACUGUGAAUGCGGAUGUAGAAUCCACGGCUUUGGCCGCCCUGGAGGUCGACGGUGACAAGUCUGGCUCUGCGCCUCCCAGUGCAAGCUAUGAGCAGCCCACGGUAGAGUCGACCUCUGAAACAGCUUGCUCGCUGGCCGCCCCCACCAGCGACGUUGCCACCGCUGCGGAUGGUUUGACCCCAUCUGAUCCGCCACGGCGCAACAACGUGCCGUCCUCCACGAAUACGACUCAACGACCUCUAUUAGAGACUGAAAAUGAAAGCUCGCCUGGCAUCUCUGAAGGUGACGCUGUUUGGUCAUACAGAGACGACGAGCUCAAUGUGACAAUGCCUGGAGCCUCAGAAACAGACGAGCACUCUAAGCUCUGUGUUGAAGAGCCCGAAGAACUUCGACAUGACGACCUUGUCCAAGAUGAUAAUCCUCCAGAGCUUCCCAGAUUCAUCCCGAUCAAUGGAGAGCAGAAGUCGUCGCUGCAUGCCACGCACAGUAGUCUACGGGAUGAAGAGCCCAGGGCUGAACAUAACUCGGACUCGGACCCGGACGACGCUGAUGAGGUUGUCGAGGAGGAGUUUCUGGCCGACGAGGACCACGAUGCCGCCGAUGCCAUGGAUGACGAUAUGCUGGCCGUCAACCCGCCCUGCCCGGCAAAUGACACGCUCCAGUUGCAAGCUAUGCAUGACGACUCGGAGACUGAGAUGCUGAGGAAGUUCGUCACACGCGUAGCGGCAGAUAAGAGCGCCAAGGCGUUGGCGGCAGCUAGCACGGUUGCAAACAACAGCUCGCGAUCAGCACGACGGUCGGGUUCCCUUGGGUUGACCACCUCGGCUGGCUCACCUAUGGCCAAAUCCGAGCCAGGGGCUCACACAAUGAGAAAGCCCCUCGCGGAGAAGAGUUCCAACAGCCCCAGCCCUACAAAGAACAAGCGCAACCUGGAACUGAUCGUGGAGGGCCCGUCAAAGGCAAAAGACGGCUCCCAAGACCCCGAAGACGACUUAGAGGACGGCCCUCGCAUCAAGCGCCGACGUAAGCGCGCCGAUCCAGUCCUGGACACCGCCACCGUAGGAACUACGGCGCCAGCCUCCACGGAACGGGAAUCUCUCCCCUCUGGACCUGCCCCUCGCCGCUCGACUCGCGCCCGCAGUCUGAAGCCAGCCGCACCCUCCGCCAAUUCCAUCGCCUUCUCCAUGAUUCCCGUCCGCCUACCGGGCAUGGGCGCGAUGGACGAUGCGGCGCUCGAGAGCCAUUACGCGGCCAUCGCGCGGCAGCGCAGUGAGGAAAAAGACCUCGCGGCCAUCACCCGGGUGAACACCCGCAAGAAUAAGGGCGGCGCAGUCCCCCCGCAGGUGGUGCUGGCGAAGCAGGCGGAGGAUCCAAACUGGCGCCUGCGGGAGUUGAAGGGCGUGCUGGACGCCAAGGAGCGGAGGCAGCAGCAGCAGCAGCAGCAGGUAGAGGGAGAUAGCGGAGAUGGCAAGAAGAAUACGCGCAACAAGGCUGCUAAGGGCGUCCGGUGGGCGGAAGAGCUGGUUAGAUUCCACGAAGAUUCGGACGCCCAGCCGAGCGUGUUCAGGGGCUUGGCGCGGGGACUGUUGGCCGAUGUGGCCAUGGAGGACCUGGGCGAAGCGGAUGAGAUUGCCGAGGCCGAGCCGCCUGCUGCUCCGGAGCCGGCCGUGGAGAAAACGGUCAGGGUGGCUGCUAGGAAGUCGGUGUCUACGUCUGCAUCCUCGGCAGCGCCGGUCUCGUCGAGGCGCACUACCAGGUCGUCGAGGUUGCCGCCCCCUACGCCGGUUAAGAAGAUGCCGAACGGGCAGAAGAAGGCGCCGGCGGCGCUGGCGGAGAAGAAGGCGGCCGCUGCUCCUGCUGCUUCUUCUGCUCCCAGCUUGCGGACGAGGGCGAAAUCACUGCCUAAGCCGGCUGCUUCUACUGCGCCGUCGUCUGCUGCGGGGCCUGCCGGUUCGGCAUCGACCUCGAGUCGGUCGGGGAUGGCGACGAGGCGGACGAGGAUCGCGAAGCUGGGGAUGAAGGGAAACGGGACGCCGGCGCCGAAACGGAGGGGGCGGGCUGCCGCUUAGGCGCCGAUAUCAUCAUGAGCAGAAGAAGCAUUCAUGCAAGAAAUGACGGAUCAGGCGCUGUCAGUGGAUUUAUCUUGCCCAAUUGUGAUGGACGGGGGGGUAUUGUAUCGGAGGUCCUUGCCCUUGAUUAGGUAUGGUAUGGUAUGGUAUACACACGACUGGCAAAGCACAUUGGAUCUCGGCUAUGAGAAUGGUGCCGCCCUUUUUUGCUACCUUCCCCGCUGUUCCAUCACCAUCCUCCCUGCGUGACCUAUACACCAUGUUUUCGAGAGCUAAGUAUCUAAGGUAGCUCUGGGUAGGUAAGUACACAACUAAACGACAUGAUGCGCCCCCAC